Molecule: messenger RNA, 2018 nt
Organism: Rhineura floridana
Lineage: Eukaryota; Metazoa; Chordata; Lepidosauria; Squamata; Rhineuridae
Gene: C1QTNF1
Product: C1q and TNF related 1
Exons: 4
Coding region: 243-1064 (273 amino acids)
Molecular function (GO): protein binding
Source: RefSeq, a predicted model, not a curated record
AUCUGCCCCUUUCUUUCCCUCUCUCCCUUGGUUUUCCACAAAGCGUCUUGCUGCUUGGAGCCUGAGAUCUAUGAAGGCUGGAAGCAGGACUGACAGGCUCUCCUCCUCUCUACCCCACUAGCAGGGGUGGUGGUGGAAGCUCUUAACCUUCCCGGAGGGGGAUGCUAUAGAAGCCCACAAAGGCAAAGGCAAGCAGAGGCUCUGGCAGCCUGUCGUCCUGCCCCCAAGCAGGGCCCAUAGCAAUGAAGAGAUCACUGGCACUAAGUGCCCUUUUGCUCAUCUGCCUGCUAGUCCAGGCUUAUUGCAAUGAGAGGGAUGUGGAAGAGAGAUCUGGAGCGCCAACACAGCUGCCACCACCCCAGCAUCACACUUCCAGGGCUCAGAGUAACUAUGAGAAAUACAGCAAGCGGCCAAGAGGUUCAGAGUGUGUGCGCUGCUGCGAUCCUCCUGAGCCCUUUGCAGCAUACCCCAUGUACCAGCCUAUGCCUCAGAUCAACAUUACCAUCCUGAAAGGUGAGAAAGGAGACAGUGGUGAGCGCGGCCUUCAAGGGAAGCUGGGCAAGGCUGGUUCUGCAGGAAGUAAGGGCCAGAUGGGCUUCAAGGGGCAAAAGGGCAACAUCGGGGCUCCUGGGGAGCAGUAUAAGACCAACUAUGCUGCCUUCUCGGUGGGCCGCAGAAAACCCCUGCACAGCAACGACUACUACCAGACACUUGUUUUUGACACUGAAUAUGUGAACCUCUAUGGACACUUCAAUAUGUUCAUGGGCAAGUUCUACUGCUAUGUGCCUGGUGUCUAUUUCUUCAGUCUCAAUGUGCACACAUGGAACCAGAAGGAAACCUACCUGCACAUAAUGCACAAUGGGGCUGAGGCAGCCAUCUUGUAUGCCCAGGCCAGUGACCGAAGCAUCAUGCAGAGCCAGAGCCUCAUGCUGGAGCUGCAGGACCAGGAUGAAGUCUGGGUACGGCUCUUUAAGGGUGAGCGCGAUAAUGCCAUUUUCAGCGAUGAAUAUGAUACAUAUGUUACCUUCAGUGGAUACCUAAUUAAGUCCAGCUCUGAGCCUUGAAUCUGCAGGCAGAUGUACAAAAUACAACCAAGAAUUUCACCUUGCUCUAUCCUUAUAGUGCCUUCCUGCGUACUGAUUCCUGACCUCACAUAUCUGUCAGAACCCACCCUUGAGUUCUGAAACCAGUUCUGUGAUCUUACCCUUAUUAAACAAUGACCUCUUUUUCCUUGGACAAGGCUUUUCCCUUGCUUUAACCUCUGACCUUUCUCUUCUCCCAUCUCCAAGCCUUGACCCUUGGCAUUAAUACCCCCAAUACUAUCUUCCCUCAUGCUAAUCUAAUUACUGCCCUAUCCAUGACCCACAAUUCCCUCUGCCCUACUAGGACUCACAUCCUCCUAAAUAAUUAAGACACUGCUUCUGUACACAUCUCCUUAGACUGAUUUUAUUCUUGUGUUGCCAUUCCCAGCCUUUGAUUUCACAUGUCCUGCUGGAAUCUUCCUCCGCUGCUGCCCUCAUGUCAUGACUGCACUAUUUCUUUUCAUGCUGACCCCAUGCCUUGGCCUCCUCAUUCUUAAUCUCCCCAUUUUGAUUAUCGGGACCCUGCUCAAUGCUCCUGCCUCCUCAGUGCAGGCACUCUUAGGAGGGUAGGAGGCUGCCUUCUACUGACUCAGAGCUGGCUAAGUAUUAUCUACACUGUCUGGCAACAGCUCUCCGGCAGUUCAGUCUCUCUCAGCCCUACCUGGAGAUGCCAGGGAUGGCACCCGGGACCUUCUGCAUGCAAAACAGAUCUCCACCACCGGAUCUCACUGCUGCCUGUCUAGUCCCUGUCCCUGACUUCACCAACUGGGCAGGGGCCAUAUUCUAUUGCUUACACCAGCAGUGGGAGACCUCUAGCCUGCAGACUUAAUUAGGCCUGCCUAGUCCUUCCAAAUGGCUCACAAGUAGGGUUGCCAGGUUCUUGUCCUGAGACUGAUCCUGUAUCGUCAGGAGAAGAGAAAGUCAGCCAAGUGCAGG